Molecule: messenger RNA, 15309 nt
Organism: Coregonus sp. 'balchen'
Lineage: Eukaryota; Metazoa; Chordata; Actinopteri; Salmoniformes; Salmonidae
Source: the annotation of a GenBank genome assembly
UGUUGCGUUUAUAUUUUUGUUCAAUAUUUGUAUGUGUUAUUGAACUGGUUUGAAUUGUGUAUUUCGCUAUUGUUGCGUGUCAUUUGUAAACAUUGCAAGAAUUGCAUAAAAAGUUAAGCCCUUCCCUCAACGUUAACGCUUGAAUCUACUUCCGGUGCAUUUCUUCGGGUCAGUUUGGACGUGUGCUGCUAGCAGAAAAAUGGCCUCAGACAAGCAAAAUGAAGGAAAAAUAUUACCUUUGGACGAGAAUAAAGAAAAUACAACGGAAGAUGGAAUAGGACUGGAGAGUAUCCUUUCUAAAGCUAUAAAGCUGACCCGGGACAAAUAUGUAAUUUAGCGACAGGAGGGCUUACCCAACUAACUAGUUAGCUAACGUAAUGCCGGAUGGCUAGCGCUACGUGUCAUUAGAAAAGCGGUUUACAGAUGUUGUUGUCAUUAGAAUAUUGCUAAAAUCAUGUGUAUUUAAGUAAAUUAACAUUGUCAACUUGCUACAUCCAUCACAUAAUGCAAAUCCACUGCUAAAGUAUAUUUAAUGUGAGCUUUUCUCAAAUGCACCACUGUGUACGUAACUAGGUUCUUGUGUGAAUGUAGUAGACUGGCCUUUAACGCAGACUUGCAGUUCUCCAGAUCAUCAAGGAUUCCCAGCAACAACAUGGUUUACGACACGGGGAUUAUCAAAGAUACAGGUGAGAUGGAGGACUGGACACUGACGCGAUAUGGCAGAGAAUGGGAGUUUGACAACCAUAGACCAUACCUUAUGGUUGGCUCGUAGUUUCACACUGUAAAAUUCACCUGUCUUUCUCUCUGUCCUAGGGGAUACUGCUCCCGGCGCUUGCGUCGUCUGCGCAAGACCCUGGGCUUCAAGUGCGGUAACAGGCACAAGUUCAUUGGGAAGAAAGUGACUGUCGAAAUGCUCUCUGACAACCGGUACUGUGACAACAGGUAUUCCCUACCAAUCCCAUUCUUUCAACAGUAUUAAAGUAGAACUGGAUUUACAAUCCAAAUACUUAAUGCAUGAUACCUGCCGGCAACCAUCCUGCUUGUAUCAUGCAGUUCUAGAACUACAAUCAAAAUACUCAUCAUGCAUGGUGCCCAGAGAGGCACCAAAAUGGCGGCCAGCACUAAAGUUGGCCCAAGUCCCUUGAAUAUAACAAAUUCCCUUCCCCUUUUAGGUAUCUACUGCUGGUACUGAUGGAGGCUGAGAGGGCGUGGAGCUAUGCCAUGCAGCUGAAGCAGGAGGCAAACACAGAGCCCCGCAAGCGCUUCCACCUGCUAUCCCGCCUGCGGAAGGCCGCCAAACAUGGAGAGAGGCUGGAGAAGCUCUGUGAGAGCCCCCGUGUGGAUGCAAAGACCAAACUGGAAGCACAGGUAGGCUAAUGCCCUGACCUGGAGAGUCAGUGACUUUCCCUAUUGUUUUACCUUCAUUUAUUUCAACAUGGUUCAAAUGCUGUUGAAGUGAAGUAAGAAUUUUCAACUGAAACUAAUAUUUGAGACAAAUAUCUAUCAGGUGAGGAACCAUCAGUAUAGGCAGCUGGGCGUGUCCUGGAGGAAAGAGCGCUUCAGGGCCCUGUCUUUGACCUAGGCCGAAAUAACUGCUGAUGACCUCUGAAUUAAUAAUAAUAAAUAAUGAAUGCAACUUGUCUGCAGGCCUACACCUCCUACCUGAGUGGCAUGGUGCGCUUUGAGCUGCAGGAGUGGAAGGCUGCCAUGGAGGCCUUCAACAAGUGCAAGUGAGUCUGACCCCACUACCUAAAGGCCUAAGUGUGGCACUUUUGAUUGCUGAGCUUUUGAUCUAGAGGAGUAAGAUGAUACUUUGACCUGGGGCAAAUGAGGCCUCAAGAAUAUAGGCUACAUUGUAUGUUGACAGAUGUCAAGUUGUCUAAUGUUUAAAAGCGGUACCUAAGCGUAUGCUUAGCAUAGCCAAACACAUUCAGCAAAUAGCUGUAUUCCCGGACCACCAUCUCGCUGCUUGUGAACUAUAGAAAAUGCCAUGUGACUGUAUUGUAACAUCUCUCAGGACCAUCUAUGAGAAGCUGGCCAGUGCCUUCACUGAGGAGCUGGCAGUGCUGUAUCACCAGCGUGUGGAGGAGAUCUCACCCAAUAUCCGCUACUGUGCUUACAACAUCGGUAGGUGACACACACAGUCCAUCGCUCAGAUUGACAGUGAAUUGCACUCUCAUAUGCAUUCACACAUGCACACCUCUCAUAUAGAGAAAAUCCUACACACCUAUUCAUUCUCCCACUUCUCUCUUUCCCACACCCUCGCACCGAACAACACAACUCAUUCCUGUUCAGUUGACUGGUACUGAACAACCCUACUUUCCUCUGACUCCAGGGGACCAGAACGCAAUGAAUGAGCUGAUGCAGAUGAGGCUGAGUGCAGGAGGAGGAGGAGGCAUGAUGGCUGAGAAACUAGAGGUCAGUGUGUGGUCCCUCUCACUGUAAAACACAUACAUAAUAACUACUACUUUACUACUGGGAAGUAUGGCCAUAAAUCUGUCCCUACAUCUAUAUUUUACUCUUUAGUGCAGAAAAAAUCACUAUGUUCCAAUGUCCAUACUGUUAUACCACUAAGAAUGCAUGCCCAAUACAUUGCUACCUUUUUUCGGUAGCAAGCUAGUGUGGAUAUUGGAUCAGACCUGCCUUAUGUAGCAUACUGUUAAAUGGUCAUAUUAUGGUAUUUUUCUAGGCCCUGAUCACACAGACGAGAGCCAAGCAGGCAGCCACCAUGAGCGAGGUGGAGUGGCGAGGCCGAACGGUGCCCGUCAAGAUCGACAAGGCCCGCAUCUUCCUGCUGGGCCUGGGAGACAACGAGGCCGCCAUCGCCCAGGUCAGUGACCCUACCAGAGGACUAGUCACAUAUGCCAUUUUCACACUACUGAGCCAAGCAGAACUUGACUGGGCUGGCCUGGUUUCACAUCCACCACAGUUGCUAGAACUGUGCCAGAAAGGACAAUGUGAAAAUAAAAUAUCAGAGCCGGCACAGUACGGUUCAGGUCAGCACGGCUCGACAUUAACGCUUGUCCUCUUGUCCGGGACAACCAACAACAAAAAGUCGGACAAGCAGAAUAUAGAUUUAAGUGGUACGAAUGGACAAAUAAAUAAUUCACAUCAAAAUAUCAAGCAAUUACUCUGAUUAGAAUUGGAUCUAAGUGUCUUCUGGAUGUGCUGUCUUGCGCACUUUUUUCCCCAAUCUCUGCAGAGCGCAUCUGAAUAGAAUUAUUGUAUUGCAUUGACAGGUACGAGCGAUCUUUCAAUCACCUGUGGUUGCAAGAUGUGCUUUUGAGAUCACCCUGUUCAUGUUUGUUCAUUCCUUGCUAGCUAGUGAGUUAUUUGCCCAGUUAUUUUUGGUCAGCAAACAGGGUUCAUUCUUUGCAUCUUACAACAUGCUUAUCGGUGACCUUUUUUGGCCUAUGGUGUUACAGGUCUUUAAUUGUUUGGGGGGGACAAGUAACUUGAGCUUUCAGACAAGUAAAGAAUUUGUCAAGUGGCUAAAAAAAACCGUUAAUGUCAGGCCCUGAAAAGGGUUUUGCUGUUCUGCUUGGACACCUCUGCUUCAUUAUGGGCUAGUGGGCUUAGGGAAGUAGCUACAGGGCUAGUAGUAAACUUAUGGGGCUAGUGGGCUUAGGGAAGUAGCUACAGGGCUAGUAGUAAACUUAUGGGGCUAGUGAACAAGGAUGCCUAAUGGAACUAGAGAAACUGUUGGUGAACUAGGGGGCCAGUGAACAGGGGUAUCAAGCUGUUAUCAACCAGUCUGUUGGUGAACUAGGGGGCCAGUGAACAGGGGUAUCAAGCUGUUAUCAACCAGUCUGUUGGUGAACUAGGGGGCCAGUGAACAGGGGUAUCAAGCUGUUAUCAACCAGUCUGUUGGUGAACUAGGGGGCCAGUGAACAGGGGUAUCAAGCUGUUAUCAACCAGUCUGUUGGUGAACUAGGGGGCCAGUGAACAGGGGUAUCAAGCUGUUAUCAACCAGUCUGUAGGGAGAGGUUAUCCUAAAGGCAGGUAAGGAGAAAGGGUGGCUAUCAUCUCGUGUAGUUCACCUUGGGUUUCAGUAGGUGGCGUUCUCUCCACUACAGCUCACUGACAGGUGUCUAUUGUCAGACUCUCCUUACCUUCCCUGUCGGUCUUGAUGUAGGCCUACCUCUUCCUCCCUGUGGCCACACCCGUCACACCCACCUGCACUCACAGCUCUGGCAUGCCGCCGCUCGUGCUGUCAAACUGCAUUCUAUGCAUAGCAACCCACACACUCACACGGCUACACCCAUCAGCCCUAGUCUCUAUGGACAGACAAGCAUCAGAGCUAAAUGGUUAUCAGUUUGGGAGUGGGACCAUCAUUUGUGUUAGAUGUAGCAUAGAAUUACAUGUAAUUGUGCUUACACUUUUGAAGUAAGGCUACAUUUGGGUAUGGUCAGAAAUUCCCCUCAUACCUGUCCUGUCCACAACCAGUUCUAUCCAAAUGUGCUUUUCGAGUUGAAGGUUAACAUUUUAUGCACCUUAAUCCUUAAUUGAUAUAUUGUGAGUCAAUGAUUCUGUUACAUUUAUGAAACAGUUGGACCAUUAUGGCUGCCUCUACUUCUACACUCCCCUUAUCUACCUCUGUUGUCUAAAGUAAUGUCCCAUUUUAUACAGAGAAAUUGGCAUAGUAGGCAAUGUAACCAAUCACAACCCUCCUUUUACUUGUUUCAUUGCACAUCCUGCAAAUGACCAGCAGAGGGUGACCAUUUUGAAUCUAUUUUCACAUUCUCUCUGUUGGUAAUGCUUACAAACUCUCUAAAAGUAGCAGAGAUCCAACUCUGGAACUUUGAUAUGCCUGUAGAGUAUAUUAUGUUCAACAAUAUAGAGAAAAUCAAAACAAUUCAAUAUUCAUAAAUGUAUGAAAAUAAUUUAAAUCAAAAUACUACUCAUAUUACAGAGCAAGCGGUAAAGAUUAAUAUGUCACCAAUUUUUCCUUUGUAGCACACAUAUUAAACAUUAUGGAGUCUUAAAAGGAGGCCUGGGUAAGGCCAAAAUGUCACAUGCCAACUUGAAUGAUUUCUCAUUUAUGCUUUUAGAUACAAAUGUCAAAUAUAUGUCGACAAUCCUUCCUCCAAAGGACUAUUCUGUAGAUUACAUUUAGUGAAAAUCCCCCAAAUCAUGGCCAUUUUUGUCUGGGUUUCGUGAGGAAUCACUCAACCAUUCCAACGGAACUGCCAUUUAAGGCCAUGCACAGGCCCUUGGGGAUAUACUGAAAAGAUAUCCGCCAUCCCUCCCUCUGUUAAAGGCACAGAAGACACCAGACUGGUUCUCCCAGUCCUGUUAGGGGACUAGGCGUUGCCAGGGUGGUGGCAAUAGUUUGUGUGGCACCACAAGACACCCCCCCUACAUGCUGGAUGGAUAGGAGUGAAUGUUACUUCAGUCUGUCCAAUACGAAUUUGUGUUAAAGGGCAACUCCACAACUCUUCAUCCUCAUUUUAAUUAUCUCCAGCACAAUACAAUUUUUUACGUUAAGAAGUUCUACCCGAUGACAUCAUCAAAAGUUACAACAUUUUUAAAAACUGAUUUUCAAACACAGAUUCGUGGUGAUGUGGGGAGCUAGAAACUCUUAGUUUUUUUAAAUGACUUUUUUUCCUUUAAUCCUACUCUGUGAUGUCACAAGAUAGGUUUCCAUCCAAUUCCAAAAUCUGCAUAAAGAAAAUAUCAGCGUGUGGUGUGUUUCCACAAAAAGUACUUACAGCAGAUGUAAAAAAAAUCGGUGCCUGAUGACUUAUUGUACACAAUGUACUUUUUCUCUUAAGUUUUCAUAUAUAUCGAAUAACAAUCGAAAGUUCAAUGUGUUUCCAUUGCAUUUUCAACUCUACCAAUAGUAUCAAAUUGUCUUUGUCACAUUCGGCGAAUACAACCGGUGUAGACCUUAAAGUGAAAUGCUUACAAUCCUUUAACCAACAAUGCAGUUUUUAAGAAAAAUAAGUGUUAAGUAAAAAAUAGAUAAGUCAAAUAAUUAAAGAGCAGCAGUAAAAUAACUGUAGUGAGGCUAUAUACAGCGGGUACCGGUACAGAGUCAAUGUGCGGGUGCACAGGUUAGUCGGGGGGGGGGACAGACAAUGCAAAUAGUUUGGGUAGCCAUUUGAUUAGUUGUUCAGGAGUCUUAUGGCUUGGGGGUAGAAGCUGUUUAGAAGCCUUUUGGACCUAGACUUGGCGCUCCGGUACCGCUUGCCGUUUUGUCACAAAUGGUUGCGCUAAAUAGCAAAUGUUCCUACUCUGGUCUUGGCACACGCGCUCUAGCCAACUGCUCGCAAAUACAGUGCGUAGGGUUGGGCUAUAUCCAGAUUUUCAUACCGUUUCUGUACCAUACACAGUAUUUCCAGAAGUGCACACAAGGGGCGCUAUACUUUUGAAAAUUGUAUUUUAAGUAGUCAUUUUUCUCUCCCACAAAACAAUUUGGGCAACAGGGAUCUUGAUCCAGGAAAGGAUUGAAUGUCUCUGCUGUAACCAAGAAGCUUGAUCUUGACAUCUAGCCACUUAGCUAGCAAACCAAAUGCAUAGCUGGAGCCCUUAAAUUAUUUGACACAACUUAGAUUUAUUUUAAUUUAACAGUAUUUAAAAUUAUACCGUCGGAAUUUUGAAAUACCCAGAUAUACGGUAUAACCGGUAUACCGCCCAAGCCUAACUGUGCGGGUAGGCUACUUUACAUAAUGAGAUUAUUAAGAGCGAGAAUAUAUUUUUGUCAAACGGCAGUCAAGCAUCGAUCAUCAUGUCACCAGAAUAAGACCGUCGAUAUUAAUUGGAAAGGAGCAUCAAGGUCACUGGCAUUUUCACCACCCUGUGAAGUUCAUUAUAAGUUAUUUAAUAUGUAGCCUAAUAAACUGCAUGGUUUCCUGAGUUGUAGUGGGAGGACCACACAUCAUAUCAUCUCAUGACUCGAAUAUGAUGAUUAUUAUGUAAAUAUUUGUGCAUUAAGGAGUCUCCACCUCCAUUUCUCGCAUAAUUAAUUUUACAGACACAAAAAGAUCCCACCAUGUCGAAUGAACAAAUUAUCUUUCGGCAUUUAUAAAAUUGUACUGAAACCAUCAGUUUCCAUCACAGCUGUCAUAAUACAUUUUUUUAAAUACGGUAUGACUUUACUCGCAUAAAAACUGGAUGGAAAUGUGGUUAAUGGUAAACAUUCUUUUAGGAUAUUUUUAUAUUUUAACCACAGAUCAUAUAAAUGUGCCUUUUCAAAUAUGUAGACAGUGGUAUGGUGCUGGAAAUAAUGAGAUGAUGAAUAUGAGGUUGAAAAGUGGCAGAAUUGUCCUUUUUAAGUGGAACGCUCCCAAAGCAUUCCCCGCCAUGUUUUAGCGCUUUAUUGAUUGCUUAAGUGUUUUUGUCAGCUAAAGAGAAGACACUGGCGACUCCUCUGAGAAUUACUAUGUCUCACAAGCAUGUACACAGAUUCGUCAGAGGAUAAAAUGCAGCCAAAUAAUUUAAGAUUGGAUGGAUUCGUCAGCAGGGGAAUAUAUAACAAACAUAUUUUAUUAGCAAUUUUUUAUUUAAUAUGGGCGCUGCUAGGACGUUCUAACUAGGACAUAUUAGUCAUUGACGAUAUUGUAAUAUUUAAUCCUAUAACAUUUCUCUGAUUCACACUCAUCUUCUAAAAUGACUGACAUUUUCAUAAACAAUACAAACCACAACACUUGGCUGCCUCCUAACCUGCAAGCUAGCCUACUGUACCGUAACCCAGGCUUAUUGCAAGCUAGCCUACUGUACCGUAACCCAGGCUUAUUGCAAGCUAGCCUACUGUACCGUAACACAGGCUUAUUGCAAGCUAGCCUACUGUACCGUAACACAGGCUUAUUGCAAGCUAGCCUACUGUACCGUAACACAGGCUUAUUGCAAGCUAGCCUACUGUACCGUAACACAGGCUUAUUGCAAGCUAGCCUACUGUACCGUAACACAGGCUUAUUGCAAGCUAGCCUACUGUACCGUAACACAGGCUUAUUGCAAGUUAGCCUACUGUACCGUAACACAGGCUUAUUGCAAGCUAGCCUACUGUACCGUAACACAGGCUUAUUGCAAGCUAGCCUACUGUACCGUAACACAGGCUUAUUGCAAGUUAGCCUACUGUACCGUAACACAGGCUUAUUGCAAGCUAGCCUACUGUACCGUAACACAGGCUUAUUGCAAGUUAGCCUACUGUACCGUAACACAGGCUUAUUGCAAGCUAGCCUACUGUACCGUAACACAGGCUUAUUGCAAGCUAGCCUACUGUACCGUAACACAGGCUUAUUGUGUAAAUCUUGGGGGGGAUAUGAAGAACACGGCUUCUCUUUCACAUCGAUCCUGAGCUACAGUAACGCUAGGGAUUGACCAAUUACAGCAAUGUCUACAGCAACCUGCUCUGCUGCAUACUUCUGUCUCUCUCCCAGUCACAGCCUCACCCAAGACCUACUUUAAGUUUUACACUAAUAUUUACAUGUUUGUAUGAUUUCAUCUGAUUCGUACAGGAAGCAAGGCUCUACAGUGCAACCAUUUCAAGUAUGAGCACAUGUGCGAGUAAAAUGCUGCCGUAGCUAUUUUCAAAGUAUUUCAGCUGUUUUGUUUCAUACUCUUGCUAUCGCACAAAGAAAUACGAAUCCCAUAUCCCACCUCGCGCUGAAACAGUGCCUGGGGGCUGUGCACACUGUAAGUAAUGUGCUAAGAGAUACAUUUUUAGAAGGCCACAGCACAGGCAUAGGGAAGAUCUCUAUUGCCUAUGCCUUGUGUCCUCUAUCCUCAUGUCCUUCUCAAUACCCAUUGGAGGAGAAGGUCAGUGGAGGGGAGGUAUAUAUGAAUGUAUAUUGUAUGUCGUAUUUAAACUGGCUCACCAUUUGUCACCCACAGGCAGCCAAUGAGGAGACCAAGGAACGUCUGUACGAGACCCUGCUAGCCGAGUGCAGAGACACCAUCCAGGCUGUGAGAGAGGAGCUGAAGACUGAAGCGGUAAGGAUGACUGACUGACAGAGAUACAGACAUGACCGUUUUGGGUUACGGAAUGAUACAUUUGAAGUUACAGACAUGGCAGUUUGGGUUACGAUCUGACCGGGGUUCACAUUGAUACUUGGGGUUACGGACCUGACAUAGUAAAGUUCAAAGGAUAAACAGUAACGUGAGUAGAAGGGUCAAGGACUACACCAUACCCUGUCACUAUCUGUCUAUAUGUAAAUGCCCCCUGACUUUUCAACUCUGCAGAAGCAGCGAGAGAGAUCUGAUGAAGCCAGUGGCAAGGUGUCCAACCUGCAGUUCCUGCACAGGUAAGAGAGGUCAUUGUGUCUGUCUGUGACAUUUGUCAAAGGAUGCAAGAUGCAUGGUGACCCCUAUCUCCUCACCGCGUCCUCAACCGUAUUGGAGGAGAAGGUCCAAGGUCCCUCCCUCAGACCGUCUUCUCCAAUGAGUUUUGAGAAGAUGAGAAAUACAAGCAAAUAUGAAUUAAGAGCCUAUCUGUACAUGGAACCGGUCUUUGGACCUGUUUGUGUUCCCCCUUCCAUAGCUACCUGACCUACAUCAAGCUGUGGACGGUGGUGAAGAGGAAUGAGAGCAUGGCCCACAUGCUGCAGGCCAAGCUGAAGGAGCCGCAGACGGACGAGAACAAAAGGGGCCCUCGCCCCCAGGACCUCAUCCGCCUCUACGACAUCAUCCUCCAGGUACAAAAACACACAUUUGGGUUGUAUUCAGUAGCCACAAAAAGGGGGAAAAUAGAGUAAAACAGGGCGGUACAACCUGAGGUUGUUAAAAAUGUAUUUGUAUUUUUCUGUUAAAAUGUUUUGCUGUUGUGUGCGCUUAUGAGUACACUUCUGAUAAAACAACAACACGCGUCGCUUGUCAUCUCUGGCUCAUUCCAAAUGUCUAUCUGUUUCCUUGUCGUCUGAUAAUGUUACAGUAAUUGAUAGUGAAACUGAAUGGUUUGAUAUUUUCCUGCUUCAUAACCACAAAACAUCCAAACCACUCUUGGAGUUGGAGAAAGUUAAAAUACCUCUAUUUACUCAGCAUACCCAGGAUCAAGUCCAAAAACUAUACUGAACAAAAAUAUAAACUCAACAUGUAAAGCGUUGGUUUCAUGAUCUGAAAUAAAAUAAAACAAAUGUUCCAUACGCACAAAAAGCUUAUUUAUCUCAAAUUUUGAGGACAAAUUUGUUUACAUCCCUGUUAGUGAGCAUUUCUCGUUUGCCAAGAUAAUCCAUCCACCCGACAGGUGUGGCAUAUCAAGAAGCUGAUUAAACAACGUGAUCGUUACACAGGUGCACCUUGUGCUGGGGACAAUAAAAGGUCACUCUAAAUUGAGCAGUUCUGUCACACAACACAAUGCCACAGAUGUCUCAAGUUGAGGGAGCGUGCAAUUGACUGCAGGAAUGUCCUCCAGAGCUGUCGCCAGAGAAUUGAAUGUUAAUUUCUCUACCAUAAGCCGCCUCCAACGUCACUUUAGAAAAUUUGCCAGGAUGUCCAACCGGCCUCACAACCACAGACCACGUGUAACCACGCCAGCCCAGGAACUCCACAUCCGACUUCUUCACCUGCGUCUGCGGGGGUGCCCGCCAUUCAAGCCUAAUGUUAAGCCCAUAGAAAUAUAAUGAUUAUUUCUGGUUAAGCCUCUACCAGUGAGUCAUCUUGUCCUUGUUGAUGUUGCCUCAUGACUGUUUCUACAGAGUCUGGCUGAGCUGUCCACCCUGCAGGGGCUGGAGGAAGAUCACACGUUCCAGAAGGAGGUGGCCCUCAAGAUGCUGGUCUACAAGGCCUACAGGUCAGAGCUCACACCACAGAGGACACACAUCACACACACAUACGCAGUACACACACACACCGUCCACAAACACUCCCACAGGUGUUUCUUCAUAGCCUUGAUGUACAAGCUAGUAAAGAAAUGGAGCGAACAACAUAUACACACACACAGUUAUUGGCAUGACCCCUGCCAUUCAGGUGUUUCUAAUCCGCCUCUGCCAGAACAGAAGCAUGCACACAGUCACUAACAUCCCUCCUAUUUCUCCCUCAGGUGUUUCUUCAUAGCCCAGUCGUACGUGCUGGUAAAGAAGUGGAGUGAGGCUCUGGUCCUGUAUGAGCGGGUCCUGAAGUACGCCAUGGAGGUCCAGUCCAAGGCCAAGAGCCUCAACAACAGCCUCAAGGUAACAGGCACUGACCCCUGACCUUUGACCCCUGACUGUGGCCAGUGUGUAAACGCACAUUUUAACAUACAGGUAACUGCCAAAAUAAAGGAAACGCAACAUAAAUUGUCUUAAUAGGGUGUUGGGCCACCACGAGUCAGAACAGCUUCAAUGCACCUUGAGGAUGGAUGCGACACCAUUCUUCCACAAGAAAUUCCAUAAUUUUGAGUUUUGUUGAUGGUGGUGGAAAACGCUCUCUCAGGUGCCACUCCAGAAUCUCCCAUAAGUGUUCAAUUGAGUUGAUCUGGUGACUGAGACGGCCAUGACACGUUUACAUCAUUUUCAUGCUCAUCAAACCAUUCCAUGACCACUCGUGCCCUGUGGAUGGGGGUAUUGUCAUCCUAUGGGGGCAUAGCCAUGGUAGCAAAAAUAAUGGCUACCCAGUAUUUCUAUACAUGACCCUACGCAUAAUUAACUCAGCACACCUGUGUGGAAACACCUGCUUUCAAUAUACUUUGUAUCCCUCAUUUACUCAAGCGUUUCCAUUAUUUUGGUAGUUACCUGUAUAUAUAACUCAGGGUGAACUGAAAAGCUUUGUCGUCUGUCAAAUACUACUCAUGAUAUAGAAUCAAUUGGCUCUGGAGUUCAAACCAUGACAAUAUCCACAAAGUAGGUGUUGUAUUAUCUGUUGGGCAUUUUUGGGGGAGGGGGCCUGUCAUUGAAAUUGAUGCAGGUAGGUAAACACGUGUUAUUCAUGAUACUCUACUAUUGGACCGUCUACAAUGUCUUAACUAAUGUAUCUGUCUCCCUUGCCUAUAGGAUCUGCCUGAUGUGCAGGAGUUGAUCACAGAGGUCAACGCUGAGAAAUACUCGCUUCAGGCGGCAGCCAUCUUAGGUGGGUACCUGACUUGCAAUGGCAGCCAUUUUGUUUCUAUAGGGUAAUGCCCUUACCUGGGUUAGGCAACUGUCUUUGUAGUGACUUUUCUGCUUGACUUGUCAUUGUUGUGACCUGACCAGUGUGUUAUUUUUUUAAUUCUCUUCCAAGACUGAGGUCUCUGGUUUAUUUUGCUUGUGUUAUGAAGCUGAGGGUGUGUGUUUGUAUUUUAGACACGGAGGAUGCUCCUGAAGCUCCCUCUCAGCAGAAGGUGAAAGACAACACGGUAAGAAUGAAGAAAAUCAGCCUCCUGCAAAAAAACAGUCUCACAGUUAACCACCCCCAAUGUGCUUGGCCCUAACACUAAUCUCUUGUGGAAAGAAUAUUGGUGUAAUUACGACGUUUGGGUUUUUCCGUCACUGGUUAUUUGGACUAAACAAGAUUUCGACCUAGCGUUAGCAUCUUUCGGAUUUCGGAAGGGGAGGGAACAUUCGGCCGUAACUUGCAAAGAGAGAGGGUGGAGUUCCUCGUUCUAGCAUUUCUUGAUCUCUUCUCUUAACAUGGACCCAGAAUUGAAUCGAGCAGCUGACCAAUUCCGUGAGACUUUAGUUGUGGGUUAACUCUGACAUCUCUGUACCUCCCAAGUUCCAGCCUUGCCAUUUUCUGGGUGAUUUUCAGGUAAUGGUGGGAUAAAUGAAAACGGAGUGUAGUGAAUACUACUGUAUGUAUGUCUCCUGUAAGUCGCUCUGGAUAAGAGCGUCUGCUAAAUGACUAAAAUGUAAAUGUAAAUGUAUGUAUGUAUGUACAGUGAGGGAAAAAAGUAUUCGAUCCCCUGCUGAUUUUGUACGUUUGCCCACUGACAAAGAAAUUAUCAGUCUAAAAUUUUAAUGGUAGGUUUAUUUGAACAGUGAGAGACAGAAUAACAACAACAAAAAUCCAGAAAAACGCAUGUCAGAAAUGUUAUAAAUUGAUUUGCAUUUUAAUGAGGGAAAUAAGUAUUUCACCCCUCUGCAAAACAUGACUUAGUACUUGGUGGCAAAACCCUUGUUGGCAAUCACAGAGGUCAGACGUUUCUUGUAGUUGGUCACCAGGUUUGCACACAUCUCAGGAGGGAUUUUGUUCCACUCCUCUUUGCAGAUCUUCUCCAAGUCAUUAAGGUUUCAAGGCUGACGUUUGGCAACUCGAACCUUCAGCUCCCUCCACAGAUUUUCUAUGGGAUUAAGGUCUGGAGACUGGCUAGGCCACUCCAGGACCUUAAUGUGCUUCUUCUUGAGCCACUCCUUUGUUGCCUUGGCCGUGUGUUUUGAGUCAUUGUCAUGCUGGAAUACCCAUUAACGGCCAAUUUUCAAUGCCCUGGCUGAGGGAAGGAGGUUCUCACCCAAGAUUUGACGGUACAUGGCCCCGUCCAUCGUCCCUUUGAUGCGGUGAAGUUGUCCUGUCCCCUUAGCAGAAAAACCCCCCCAAAGCAUAAUGUUUCCACCUCCAUGUUUGACGGUGGGGAUGGUGUUCUUGGGGUCAUAGGCAGCAUUCCUCCUCCACCAAACACGGCGAGUUGAGUUGAUGCCAAAGAGCUCGAUUUUGGUCUCAUCUGACCACAACACUUUCACCCAGUUCUCUUCUGAAUCAUUCAGAUGUUCAUUGGCAAACUUCAGACGGCCCUGUAUAUGUGCUUUCUUGAGCAGGGGGACCUUGCGGGCGCUGCAGGAUUUCAGUCCUUCACGGCGUAGUGUGUUACCAAUUGUUUUCUUGGUGACUAUGGUCAGAGCUGCCUUGAGAUCAUUGACAAGAUCCUCCCGUGUAGUUCUGGGCUGAUUCCUCACUGUUCUCAUGAUCAUUGCAACUCCACGAGGUGAGAUCUUGCAUGGAGCCCCAGGCCGAGGGAGAUUGACAGUUAUUUUGUGUUUCUUCCAUUUGCGAAUAAUCGCACCAACUGUUGUCACCUUCUCACCAAGCUGCUUGGCGAUGGUCUUGUAGCCCAUUCCAGCCUUGUGUAGGUCUACAAUCUUGUCCCUGACAUCCUUGGAGAGCUCUUUGGUCUUGGCCAUGGGAAAGAGUUUGGAAUCUGAUUGCUUCUGUGGACAGGUGUCUUUUAUACAGGUAACAAACUGAGAUUAGGAGCACUCCCUUUAAGUGUGUGCUCCUAAUCUCAGCUCGUUACCUGUAUAAUAGACACCUGGGAGCCAGAAAUCUUUCUGAUUGAGAGGGGGUCAAAUACUUAUUUCCCUCAUUAAAAUGCAAAUCAAUUUAUAACAUUUUAUAACGUUGGUCUGGAUUUUUUUGUUGUUAUUCUGUCUCUCACUGUUCAAAUAAACCUACCAUUAAAAUUAUAGACUGAUAAUUUCUUUGUCAAUGGGCAAACGUACAAAAUCAGCAGGGGAUCAAAUUCUUUUUUCCCUCACUGUAUGUAUGUUAGUUGUACAGUAGUGAGAGGAAGUAGUGUUGGGAAUAGUAGUGUGCCUACCACAGAUCAUUGCUUUACAUGUGCCAGCCUGUUGGAAAUAAUACUCCCAGACCUGCCUCAGUCAAUACAGGACAGAGCUGGAAUGCUGCCUAGCAGACUGACACGGAAAAACAACGUUUGGGUGAUAGAUGACCUAUAUCAGGAGGCCUCUGCCAGACAUAUACUGUAUGUCAUUGUGUAAUCCCACACCGGAUUGGGUUUCACUCUUAAAUCCGUCAUAGAAAUGUCAUGAUGCUGCUGCCAUGAGCGGUGUAUGUCGACAUGGCAGGUAUUAGAGUUGUUCACUGCUGAACCUAGUGCUGGUUCAUGAAAGAUUACCUCUGCUUUGCUAACAGACCCAAACCUCAUGACAGGUUCUAGUCAUUUACUUUUACCAGUCCCUGCUCUCCCUCUAAUUUGUCUAUUCCCCCUGUCCGUCCGUCCAUCCAGCCUCUGUGCGAGCGCCUGGAAACCUUCCACCUGGACCCCACCCUGGUGGGGAAGCAGCCCAACCUGGUCCAGUUCCCCCCCGACUUCCAGCCCAUCCCGUGCAAGCCCCUCUUCUUCGACCUGGCACUCAACCACGUGGCCUUCCCGCCCCUCGACGACAAGGUGGAGCAGAAGGGCAAGGGCGGCCUGACCGGCUACAUCAAGGGCAUCUUCGGCUUCGGCAGCUAAAUGGAGUCCCAGGCUUCGGCGAGGCCUUCAGGGUGGAAGCCACCAUGGGCCCCAAUGAUAUUGAUAAACAAGCUGAGUGGGUUUCUAGAAUACUGGCUCUGUCUCCACCUGAACUGUGGAAACAAUGUCUGUGUCUGGAAAUGGCAACCUGUUCCCUUAUGUAUUACACAACUUUGACCCUACGGGCCCUGGUCGAAAGUAGUACACUGCAUAGGGAAUAGGGUGCCAUU